UGCAGAACCAGUAGAAGACAAUUAUUGCAUCAGCUUUGUGGAAAUGAAAUUUAUUAACAAUACACUUUAUUUUGUAGCUGAAAAUGAUGGAUAAAAUCCAGGAAGUAAAAUUGCUGAGUUGAUGGAAGAGAGGGAAUGAUUGACUCGUGGAAAGUACGUUACACACAGAUGAAUUUAGCCUUAGAUACCAGAAGAGGCCCCCUUUUCACAUUUCCCUUGGGAUGAGAAGGGUAGAGGAAAUAAGAGGUGAUGCCAUAGUUAAGUUUGUAAGUGAAGUAGCAGGAAAUCAUUUGCUGAAAGUGAAAGCAGAGAUGAUAGUGUAGAGACACUGAGGAGAAUGAAGAAGGCUUGAAAUUGCAGCUAUGGCCUAUAGAAGAGAAUGCUGAGCUGGAAAAGAAGGUUUGUUAUUGCACCAAUUUGUACAUUUGUAUAUUUGGUUACCAGCAGUGCGUUCAGCAGCCAGGUUUAGAGUUCUGCAGUGGAAAGAUAAAUGAGUUUGGGAUUUAAGACAGUGGCAAAAGGGUAUAAAUGAUUAAUCAUGAGGUCCAGGCUGCAUAGAGAAGGAAGGGAAGACAGGAAGAAAAUCAAGAAUCAGAAAAACUAGAUAAAGUGAAAGAAAAGUAUUAAGGAGACUAAAAAGAUAGGAGAUUGUGGUCAAAAGCAGGAUAUUUGAAGAUUUAAAAAACAGAGUGGUUUUGAGUGAUAACAAGAAUCAAGGUGUCCCCUGGAAGUCCAUUUAAAAACACUGUACAAUUUUACCUUAGCUUCUAAUACAGAAAAUUGUGAUUGUUAUUGAAAAUGGAAUGUGUAGUAUGCCUAUUUGUAAAUUUGGAAAAAAGAUUUUUUUAAUGGGAUUUCAUGUGCAUUUUAGAAGACCUGGAAUCAGAUUACUUUGGCAAGCUUGAACCUAAGCUCUCAAUCAUACGAAAUUUGAACGACCAAGUUCUCUUCAUUAACCAGGGAAAUCAACCUGUCUUUGAGGAUAUGCCUGAUUCUGACUGUUCAGAUAAUGCACCCCAGACCAUAUUUAUCAUAUAUAUGUACAAAGACAGCCUCACUAGAGGUCUGGCCGUAACCAUCUCUGUGCAGUGUAAGAAAAUGUCUACUCUCUCCUGUGAGAACAAAAUUCUUUCCUUUAAGGAAAUGAAUCCUCCUGAUAACAUUGAUAAUGAAGGAAAUGACAUCAUAUUCUUUCAGAGAAGUGUUCCAGGACAUGAUGAUAAGAUACAGUUUGAGUCUUCAUUGUACAGAGGAUACUUUCUAGCUUGUGAAAAAGAGAAUGACCUUUUCAAACUCAUUUUGAAAAAACAAGAUGAUAAUGGAGAUAAAUCUGUAAUGUUCACUGUUCAAAACCAGAACUAGGUAUUAAAAUGGCAUAGUUUGAACUGUCUGAGUUUUUAUCCUUCAAUAAGAUUAUAAGUUUGAACCUGUAAUGAUAAUGAUAAAAUGAAUAAUGCUCUCAAAGAUGUCACUGAAAAAUUAAUAAUAAGUUUUUGAAAAAUUAAAUUGACUUCUUCUUGUCCAGGUGAAUAAAAUAUCUGUAUAGUGUAAAAAGAAUGCAUAGUUUGAAGACACAUUGUACAGUGUUAAUUGGAAAAUAGAUUAUAUUCAAUAGAAAUGUUUUGAAACUUUGGGGUAAUUGGUCCUAAUGAUGAAUAAAACUGAUACUUGAAUUUUCUAGUUUUCAAUAAGUGAUUAAAACCUUAAAGAUUUUAUAAAGAAACCA
This is a messenger RNA of Odocoileus virginianus texanus, 1726 nucleotides long. Lineage: Eukaryota; Metazoa; Chordata; Mammalia; Artiodactyla; Cervidae. The record is from RefSeq and is a predicted model, not a curated record.